UUUCUCAGGCCAAAAGUCUUGUGCAGAGCUGCAGUCUCAGCGGUGGAGGCUGGAAGCUCAGCCCUUUGCCUUCAAGCUUAAGAGAAUUGGGACACCUCUACUCCUUCACAUGAACACGCAAAAUGAGAGGUAACGAGAAGGGCUAAGGGGUAGAAUUGGGAUUGGGCCUAAAAAUCACAGUGAACAAUUAUUAAUAAGUUAAAUAAAAGCAGUCAUUUAUCACUAAAUAUGCUACCAUUGAUUUUCCUUUUAUGUUGACGCAUAACACUAAUGAUCAUUUUUGCAAAUAGAAAUUAAAAUCUAUCUUUAUAAACCAUCUGACGGCAAUAAAUACAGUAAAACUAGAUUGUUUAUAAAAGUUCUAUACGGAAAGAGAUCCCCGGCUUUCACUGUUCAAACUCUGACUCUGAGCUUUCAGAGCUGUUUGGAUUAGUGAUGCAAGGCCCGUGAAAAGAUCUGCGCAGAUUUUAACCUUCAUUACUAAGCAGGGGGUGGAGAGAGAGAGUGUGAGAGAGUUGAAGAGAGAAGGAAACCUGGGAAAGAAAGAAAAGGAAAGCAAGAGAGACACAAUUCACAAAGCUUCUUGGUGUAACAGAUCUAGUGCAACAUGGAAACAGACUCUGUGACCUGUACUCAGAAUUCUGAAUCCCAAGGUGAACGCAGUAGUGCAGCAGGAAAGCUCUGCUUUACUGAAGAUACAGAAACUACAAUAACAGAAGAUCACACAGAUGAAAAGAAAGAACCCCAGGACAAGAAUAAGGAGGAGGACACAGAAGUUAUUAGUGGGUUAGAAAAAACAGAAACACCGGAAAACCAAUUCACCCUUGAACCACAUGAUCAUGCCACCUCCUUACCAGAAGGUGGAGCCACUGAACCAACAAUGGAAACUGUGAGCACAAAUGAUGACCAGGCUCAAGAGUGGCCACCAGUGCCAGGACUGGAAGAAGAUAUUCAAGCAGAAGAGAAUGAGUGCCAGGCCACUGAGAUUCAGGAUGAUGUGAAGAAAAACUCUGAAGCUAGUGAAGCUGUUAAAACAGCCAUGAAAGACAUUCAGGGUGGAGAACCUGUUAUGACGACACAGGUAGACAAAAGCACUGACUCACCAAAAAUCCCAAAGGUGACCAGUGAAGAAGAGAGACAAGAGCUUGAGUCACAUGGUGACUCUGACUCAAUUGUGUUCCUAUCAGAAAACAGUGAGGAGCUGAAUAUAGACUGCAAGUCUGUGGACUUUGCCACCACCAGAGAGCAGUGGGUGAGGCGGGACAGUCGUGAUGAGGUACAAAAUGUGCCGUAUUCCAAGAGCUCUUCAAUCACUGAGACAGAAUCUUCCUCAAGAGCCCAAAGUGAAUCCAAAACUGAAUCUGGGGUUACUGCUGAAAAUGUCCAGCAGAGGGAGCUUGAGGCAAACAACUCAUAUUGUUUGACUGAGAAUGAGGUGAUGCAACAGGUGUGUGAUGAAGCUCCACCCCUAGAGACAUUUCCAGACCGGCCAACCAAUCGAGAGCAAGAGAACUCAGGCUGUGUCUCCAUGGAAGUAAAAGAGCCAUUGAUAAUCCCAGAGAGGAGGAGGGACAGUGAAAGUCAAGAGAGAGAGGCGAGUGAAACAGGUGAAGAGCGAAAGCAAACACAGACAGGUGGAACCGGAGGAAAGCAGCUGCUGGAGGUUAAGGAUCAAAGGCAGGAACGGGAAAACAAAGGACAGAGUGCGGAGAGCCAGUCAAACACAAAGCCUCAUCAGGGAGAAGGGAAAGCCAAGAGAAUGCAGGUGGACCAUUUUGAUGACAGCCAAAGCGAUAGCGGCGUAUCAGCAGAUUUCUCCCCGAACAGCACAACAGAUGAAGCUCCUCAGCCCUCCGAAUCUCCUCCUUAUGAAACUCCCAUUGACAGGGAGAUCCGUUUAGCGUUGAAGAGAGAGCAGAGUCUUCGACGAUCCAGAGGACUGUGCGAUACAACUGACAUGACCAAUGAGUUUGUGGAAAUUCCUUUGAGGAAACCUAUUCUAUCCCAGGACCUCCAGAUAAGACCCAGCCAAACUCUCGACAAGGACCGGCAGUUUGCAGGAAAGAAGAUGCAGAAGGAAAUCAGUGCCGAGACAGAGAGGGAGAAGGUUCUGGUUGAACUGGGCCGACUACCAGGUUUCUACGACAAGGGAAAGGAGGUACAGCUUCAAGAAAAAAAGCUGCUCUUUGAAUCUUUCCAAGAGCAAAAGGAAUCAAUGGCAGCAUUGAGAAGAGGAUCUGCCUCUAGCUAUGUAGAAUCUGCAGCUGGAAUCCUGGAGGUUGAUUCUGCGGUCAAUGUUAGACAACGCCUAAUGCAGUUCUCUCAAAAUCCUCCUACAAUACCAGUAUCCCAGUAUGAAGGCUCCAACGGCAACUCACUUGCUGCUAGAGGACCUGGUCUGACCGAGGGAAUCAAGGGACAGAUAAUCAUCAUAGAGGCCAGCUCUUUCCCCACAACCGCGGGAGAACCAACUGGUUAUAAUUCUGCAUCAUGGACAGAUGGCAGAUCUGUGAAAGUGAUGAAUUCAGCAGGAGUGAGGGCUUCGUCUGCAGAGCCUGUUAGUGCAAGACAAAGCACAAAUACACAAGUGACUGAAGGCGAAGGCAUAGCGACAGAGAACCCAUUCUUCAAACUCCGCACUUCUGUAAAUCUGCAUUCUCAGGUAGAGCUAGAUAUUAAAGAGGCCAAGGAGAGAGAAAGAGAACUACAGAAACAAAGAAGCAGUCUUUAUGGGGGAGCAACCGAGGAUCCAGAGGAAGCCAGGAGAACGCGAAUGGAUUCAAAGACUGAAAGUAGAGUAAAAGUGGAAACAGGAUCCUCUAGCAAAGCGACUCUUAGUCCUCCUCCUCCUCCACAGUCAAAAUUGACUCCCUCAGGCCACCAAAUGGAUGUGUCAGUUCGGAAUCAAUCCACAGGAAAACUGGAUCUAACAUGGCCACCAACCCAUGCUGAUGAACAACCAGGACAAACCUCAGAGAAAACCCUAAAGAUUUCAAGGCAGCGAAAUCCAUUACUUGAGCGCUGGGAGUCUGGGAUGGUGAACGGCCAUGUUGAAGACUGAAACACAAAUCCCAAACAAGACAGUAAAACACAGCAGAUGAACAAAUGAAAUCUCUCCGACCUUUAAGAAGAACCCACCAUGUGCCAUUAUUGGUGGAUAAAGAGCAUCAGUUGCCUCACAAAGACACUGCAAUAGUGAGAAGUCCAGCACACUAGAAACACUGGUAUAAUAAUACUCAAUGAGCCAGGUUGUUGUUAUUGGAAGUAGGUAGGUAUGACUGUUGGGCAGUGUUGAAUGUGUUAAAUGAUUUCAGUGUCAUAUUGAAUGUAUUUAUAAUCAAAAAAACAUAGCUGCUCAUUUCGUAGUAACAAAACAGUCAAUAAUAAUGUAAAAUUAGAUAAGGAUUGUAUUUAAAUGAACAUUUAAGAUUUAGUUACUGAUUAGACAAGCUAAAUCAAACAGCCAGGAAGCGGAAUUAUGCAUAAUAUAAAAAUGGCAUAAUUAAUAAAAAUGUUUUAUCAGUUUG
Molecule: messenger RNA, 3527 nt
Organism: Danio rerio (zebrafish)
Lineage: Eukaryota; Metazoa; Chordata; Actinopteri; Cypriniformes; Danionidae
Source: RefSeq, a predicted model, not a curated record